AUGAUCGCCAAAAACCCCAUUCCACGCCGAGUGGCGAUCACACGAAACUAUAAACUCGACGGAGCAUGGGGUCAGGAGAUGCUCGAUUCGUUCACUGAUCUAAUUCACGCGGCUGAUAAGGACGCUCUCGUCCAGCAUUUCCAGCCCAUCGACGGCGGCGAAUUACCUGACGCCUCCAACUUUGACUUGGUGAUAUUGACCGGUGGCACAUACGAUCUUACACAGCCAGACUUCGAGGCCUGGGUGGCACAUCUUCUUGACUGGGUGAGAGAUGUGGUCUCAAGCCACCCGAAGACGAAACUUCUGGGGAUAUGCUGGGGUCACCAAGCUAUAUCGUACGCCCUUGGAGGCAAAAUAGCCUACAGGGGAGGCGGAACACUGGUGGACGUGGUCGAAAUUCCUCUGACCGAGACUGGUCGCAAGUUCUUCACGGAUUUCAGCUCAUUGUCUGACAUGAAAGCGCAGCGACUUCACAAAUUCCACAAACGUAUUGUGGUCGAACCACCUCGAGGGUUCAGAUAUCUAGCGGAGGAUCAUGAGAUAUCCAUGUCUGAUUCUGAUCAGGUCAUGACAUUCCAAGGUCACCCUGAGAUGACUGCAAAGAUCGCACAAGGCAUCAUCGGCGGUCAAGAUACGUCGUACCUUGCAGAUCCAACACCAGAAGGCAUCGCGCAGCUCAAUCGGAACCUGGAAAAGGACGAGGAUGGAAAGGAGGCGUUUUCGAGAGUCAUGUCGUGGGCUUUUGAGAAUUGA
Exophiala spinifera is the source of this 753-nucleotide messenger RNA. RefSeq lists its product as uncharacterized. The transcript has 3 exons. The record is from RefSeq and is a predicted model, not a curated record. Bases 1 to 753 code for a protein of 250 amino acids. NCBI's taxonomy places the organism in Eukaryota, Fungi, Ascomycota, Eurotiomycetes, Chaetothyriales, Herpotrichiellaceae. Gene Ontology annotation, cellular component: nucleus; cytosol.